Messenger RNA from Fusarium odoratissimum NRRL 54006, 1050 nucleotides. RefSeq lists its product as uncharacterized. Bases 502 to 771 code for a protein of 89 amino acids. The record is from RefSeq and is a predicted model, not a curated record. NCBI's taxonomy places the organism in Eukaryota, Fungi, Ascomycota, Sordariomycetes, Hypocreales, Nectriaceae. The transcript is spliced from 2 exons.
GUCCAUGAGAUUUGGUGCUGAUUCUCAAUGAACACAUAUCCACUUCUGAAUACCACAGUUCUCCUGCAUCUUGCUCCAGGCCACAUGCUCUGAAGCUGUCAGGUGGAGCAUCAAGCCAAAUUAGCGGCCUGCAUACGCCAGAACAAAGAUGAUAGGCCAUCAAGAGGCGCUUGUGCCGCUAGAGUUAGCUCAACUGACUGCUACAAGCGAGCUCCUGGACUCAUUGAAUUCAACGAUAUGAUCUUACCUAUCGUGUCAGCUCAUCCCCAGAACCCGAAGCUGUGCCUCUUCUUAGCUUGCGUCAGCAUAACCAUUCCUUUCAGGCAUCCAAACCAUUUAGAGAAGCGCCACGUUUCGGAAUAGGCAAGGUGACAGGCUAUAUACCCGAGCUUUUUUCAUUUUUCGUGUUCAGUCUCACCCUCUAUUUUAACCUUAUUUCUUCAUUAUCCAUAAUUUCAACCAACAUAUCAACACAACCAUUUAGAUCACAAGACAGCCAAUAUGAAGCCCCAAGUCCUUCUCACGGCUGGUCUCGCUACCGUAGCCAUAGCCGAUCAAUGGCCCAUGGCCAAGGAGAAAUGCGGUCGUCUUGGACCCAUGGAAUGGGAUCCUAAUGACCUUCCUCCCGAUGUUGAUGUCAUGCAAAUUCGAAUGUGCGCUGAUCAUCCUAUGGGGGCUGGAAAUUACUGGGGAUGGGGCGAAUAUCUUCCUGACUGGUUUCCUCGCAACCCUUUUGCUGACAUGGAAAUCGAUUGGCUUUGGUGGCCUUAGAUUGGGGUGUGAUGUGACAUUGAAGGGGUAUCCGAGAGAUGAAGAAUGCGAUUAUGCGUAGAAGCGCCAAUUUCAGUGAAUAUAACUUGUUGCACAUCUCAAUCAAAGGGGUUUUGUAUCCUAACGAGGUUUUUCUCCUUUGCAUUUCCCAAGACCUCACUUCUAGACGAGACUGAACUAUAAUUUGUUAUAAACUUCAGAAGAAAGAGCUCAGCAAGCCCAGUGUUGGCCAUCGGAAGAAGUAUGUUCAAGUAUCACAAGGUAUUAAUCAGUAUCCAG